UAUGUGCGCGCCUGACUUCAGUGAGCGCGCGGUAAACGGCUUUUCUCGAUUUCACAUCGCAUUUCGUCGCUUCUGAGCGGUUUCUGGCGGUUGUAAACGGACUGUGGACCGGGUAUGUUUUCUCCCCGCGGCACACCGGGCUCAGGCCGCAGACAGGCGCCCCGAACCGGCGGACGGAGGAGUGUGAGCGUCGUUCAGCCCGGACUGCUGUUUUCUCCGCGCCGCUCCGCUGUCACAGCACGAUCUACUCCCACGCGAGUUCAGAGUCAUGCCGUCGUCGAAUCUUAUAAUUUUGAUGUGCAGACUUUUGGAUCGUCUCUACCUGUUAAGGUCAUGGAGGCGCUGACCAUGGCUGAUGUGGAUGAUCAGAUCUCGGUAAAGGUGGACGCGUCUGGUUGGGCUUGGAUGGUUUGUGGGGAGCGGCUGAUUGUGUGGAAAGUAUCUCAGACGUCUGUGGCGAAGCUGUCGGUGUGUAAGGACCUCCAGCUGCCACCCAGUGAGUUUGCAUACAGUGCUGAUCUGGUCUCCAUCAGUUCCUCCGGGCCGCUUGAUCUGGCUCCCAUUCAGUCUAUCAGUGCUUUGGCCGUGUCUCCUGAUGGUCUGGUUCGCUUCUGGCCCAGUCUGGCGCAUGAAGGGUCUUACACUGAGAUCUCUCUGGACCUGAGUGGACACUUGUCCAACUAUGUGGCCGCUGUUAAGGGUGGGAGUUUCAUCGUGUCUUCGUACCGUGGUCAUCUGCUCCGGCUCUCUGCAGAUUCCUCUGGGAAGCUGCACCACAGGCCUGUCCAGCAGGGUCAGGGGAUGCUGUCGGGCAUCGGCCGCAGGGUUUCCAGCCUCUUUGGGAUCCGUGGCCAACCAGCCGACCUCUCUGUGUACAGUGUGCUGUGGGUGAAGGCCUUCAGCUGUCUAUACUCCCUCAGCUCAUGUGGUCUCAGUAAAUGGGAGGUGGACGAGAACAGCGAGACGCAGGUUUUGAGCUGGAGCACCAAUCAGAUCAUCACCGACAGCAUUACAGACGCCAUCUGGGAUUCAGAAAGUAACUACUCGGAGAUCAAGAAAGGAGUGAACGUCUUGUAUCUGGACAUGCAGCACAGCAACGCGGGGCUGGUGGUGCUAGCAGCCGCCUGGUAUCCGGGCGAUACUCCAUGCGUGGCGUAUUUCUGUCUGGUCACGCUUGCAGAAAGCAUAGUGCCGUCCCCAGACCUGCUCACAGUGGAGGUCACCAAAUACAACCCACCAUUCCAGAGCGAGGAGGAGCUGCUGAAGACACGUCUGGUGUUGCCCGAUCCAUCGAGUCCAGCUGCGUAUCUCUAUAAUGAGGAGCUGGUGUUCGCCUGCAGCACCGGUGCUGGACGCGGAGGACUCGCUGAGGAGAAAAUCCUCUUCAGCUCUCCAGGUGACCGUGUGCGUGGCGGUGGGGUCUGCUCUGCUCUGCCGGUAUUUUUCUCACAGAACAGUGGACUGGUUGCUGUUUUAGCCAGAGAAACUGCUUCUCUUCUCCCUGAGACCAUGGAGGACUCGCUCUGCACUUCAGUGGCUGGACCAGGACCUGAGGGUACUCCAUUAGAGACGCCACCCAAAAUUGACAUGGUGGCCCAGGAGGACAAAACCAGACUUCUGAAGCAAGCAUUCCUGCAGUUCUGCCGUCAUGAUCUGGUCGGAGCUCAGAGUAUGGUGGAUGAGCUUUUCCCCAGUGAUGGAGAAGGAUCUGCUGAUCUGGAUACUGUGGUCACUCAGAUUGAUCUGGAUCUGGUGGAUGAUUAUCCUGCAUGUGACCCUCGCUGGGCCGAGUCUGUUCCUGACGAGGGCGCUGGAUUCACACUGACGUCCUUGAUCCUUCUCCAUCAGUUGGAGGAUAAGAUGAAGGCUCACCGCUGCCUCAUGGACUUCCUGCUACAGACAGGCCUUCUAGACCGUCUCGCUUCCACAAAGGUGCGCUCGUGCUCAAUGGCAACACGACUGCUGCUCUGCGAACAUGCGGAGAAGCUCUCGGCCGCCAUCGUGCUGAAGAACCAUCAUGCCAAACAUCCCGAACUGGUGAACACAGCCAUCCAGACGGCAUUGAAGAAGAACAGCACAGACACUCCGACCAACCUGACGCCAGCGGAUGUGUUCUUCAGAGAGGUGUCUCAGAUCUCCUCCAUCUUCGAGUGUCUGCUGGAUGAGGAGGAAAAAGCUUUGAAAGAGCAUCUGGACGCGGCUCGGUGGGGCUCGGUGGUGCUCAGCGUUAAUGACAUCAUCAAGGAUAUGCUUCAAGCAGCAGCGCAAUACAGAGAGACCAAAGCAUCUCUGUACAGAGCGCCUGAAAGCUGCAGCCCUGAGCCAGAGUACAUCCCGUGGACAGCUUCUGGAGGAGUCGGUGGAGUUCGGAGCAUCAUCUCUCGGCAGCACGAGCUAAUCCUGCGGGCGGCGUAUCCUCACGCAGACGCGGAGCUGCGUAGUGUCCUCUGUGAGCAGCUGGUGGCGCUGUUGGACUCUCUGCUGAGUGGCUACGUGGCUCAGCUGACGUCUCUGAGGCGCGGCGGACAGCAGGAGCGAUAUGACACUCUGGAAAACGAGUACACGCAGAAACGCUCAGAGCUGCUUAAGCCGCUCCUGGAGUUGGGUCAGCAUCAGUGGGUUGCAGCGCUGGCAGAAAAAUACUGUGAUUUUGAUAUACUGGUGCAGUUAUGUGAAAGAACGGAUAACCAGAGUCGACUGCAGCAGUACAUGGUCAAAUUCGCUGAUCAGAACUUUGCUGACUUCCUGUUCCGCUGGUACAUGGAGAAAGGCAAGAGAGGAAAGCUGCUCUCUCAGCCAAUGGCAACACACCAACAGCUGGCCAGCUUCCUGCAGGCUCACGAUCACCUCAGCUGGCUGCACGACAUACAUGUGCAGGAUUACCAGAGAGCCCAUCGUACUCUAUAUAAUCAGGCCAACAUGGAGACCAGAUACUUCAGCAAGAAGAAGACCCUGCUGGCCCUCAGCAAACUCACGGCUCUGGCGUCGGACAUGUCUGAACCCGUACUCUGCAAACAGCUCAGUGACAUAGUGGAGCAGGAGAGGUUUCUCCUUCACCAGGAGACUCUUCAACAGCUGCUGGAGGAGAAGCAGCUGAACCCAGACAGCAUGCCCUUACUGAGCCCUCAACACCUCAUUAGGUGACUGUACAUCUGCGAUGAGAAUCGUGGAGCCAACGAGUACGACUUCAAGAAAGCUCUCGAUCUGCUGGAGUACUUUAAGGCGAAGGACGGCGUUGAUGUUGAUGCUCUUAAGCGAGAGAUCUUCUGUAAAGCCUUGAAGAAAGAUUGGAAGGAGAGCUGGUCCUCUUCUGAUGGUAAUGAUGAUCCUCUAGAAGCGGCCAGAGACAGCACUUUUGUCAAGAUCCUACAGAAACUCAUACAAGAACAUGAUUCUCUGCAGACCUACCUGCCAGACGUGAAGGAUCUACUGCAGGAAGAGGAGCUGGACAGUCUCAAAUCAAAGCCGUAUUUUGAGUUCCUCCUGCGAGCCAUUUACGAGCACUACCUUAAUGUGCAGAUGUGAUGUUUGUUUCCUUGUUAAUAUGCCAACUUUUUGUACUGUUUCAUAAAAAAGACAAUUACAUGAUCCAACUCUUGACGUUUGUGAAUAAACUGUAUUUCUGUA
Molecule: messenger RNA, 3627 nt
Organism: Danio aesculapii
Lineage: Eukaryota; Metazoa; Chordata; Actinopteri; Cypriniformes; Danionidae
Product: nuclear pore complex protein Nup133-like
Biological process (GO): protein import into nucleus; poly(A)+ mRNA export from nucleus; transcription-dependent tethering of RNA polymerase II gene DNA at nuclear periphery
Cellular component (GO): nuclear pore outer ring
Molecular function (GO): protein binding; structural constituent of nuclear pore
Source: RefSeq, a predicted model, not a curated record